GAACUCCAUACACGAAGGUACCUUCAAUCUUUACAACACUCCAAGGGCUUUGGCUACGCCCAUUCGAACAAAGGUGACAAAUUCCUAGCGCAUCUUUUGAAGGGUAACACUCCCUGCACACAGGUUUGUAAACUACGCCUGUCCUUGGGAACCAUGUCCUCAUUCCCGAAUGAUAUAGCAGAGGAGUUUAGACGCUACUACCACUCCAUAUAUAACCUGUCCGCACCCGAUGGGAACACCAAGUCCACGAAAAUCAAUGACUAUCUAGAUACUAAUGUCACAAAAACGGUGAGUCCAGAAUUCACAGCCAUGUUGGAUGCCCAGAUAGGAGUAGAAGAACUCUCUGCGGCUCUGAACUGUGCCAAAGCUGGCAGAGCACCGUUCCCCAGCGGUUUCUCAAUGGGAUAUUAUAAGAACUUCUCAUCGGUGCUCCUACC
Molecule: messenger RNA, 437 nt
Organism: Pelobates cultripes (western spadefoot toad)
Lineage: Eukaryota; Metazoa; Chordata; Amphibia; Anura; Pelobatidae
Source: the annotation of a GenBank genome assembly